This is a messenger RNA of Vespa mandarinia (Asian giant hornet), 3451 nucleotides long. It is a transcript of the gene Myo61F, whose product is annotated as unconventional myosin 61F. Gene Ontology annotation, molecular function: actin filament binding; ATP binding; microfilament motor activity. Gene Ontology annotation, biological process: actin filament organization; endocytosis; actin filament-based movement. Gene Ontology annotation, cellular component: plasma membrane; cytoplasm; actin cytoskeleton. The record is from RefSeq and is a predicted model, not a curated record. NCBI's taxonomy places the organism in Eukaryota, Metazoa, Arthropoda, Insecta, Hymenoptera, Vespidae.
UCGAGGGGGGAAGAGAGAGGGGAUGAGAUAAGUCUCACGAUGAACGAAAGAUGUGCAUCGUUCUGUUGUUAUAGUUCAGAAGUUAAUCUUAAGAAACGGUUGCAAGUAUUUGGAUCAGCAAGGAUUAUCAUUGAAUAGAAAGAAAAAAAAACACUAUGGGCACGUCAAUUUAUGAUAAAAAAUCAGCCAUGCUUAGAACAAAUUGGACAAUAUCAAAAAUGAUGGAACGAGGAUUACAUGAUCGUGAUCGCGUUGGUCUUCAAGAUUUUAUUCUUCUCGAGGACUUUCAAAGUGAAUCUGCAUUUAUUGAUAAUCUUCGCAAAAGAUUUAAGGAAGAUCUUAUCUAUACGUACAUCGGACAAGUAUUGGUUUCUGUUAAUCCUUAUAAAAAGCUCCCUAUUUAUGAUACUGACUCUAUACAAUAUUACCAUAAAAGACAUUUUUUUGAAGCCCCACCGCAUAUUUUUGCAUUAACUGAUACUGCUUAUCAAUCUCUAAUUCAAGAGAAUCAUGAUCAAUGCAUUCUCAUUUCAGGUGAAUCUGGUUCUGGAAAAACAGAAGCAUCGAAGAAAAUAUUGGAAUUUAUAGCCAUCGGAACUGGAUAUAAAAAGGAGGUAGAAGAAGUGAAUAAGAAAUUAAUCGGUAGUAAUCCGGUACUUGAGGCAUUUGGUAAUGCGAAAACCAAUCGUAACGAUAAUUCAUCACGUUUUGGCAAAUACAUGGAUAUGCAGUUUAGCAAAUAUGGAGAUCCAAUCGGUGGAAAUAUUUUAAAUUAUCUUUUAGAGAAAUCACGUGUGGUACAUCAAUUCCCAGGUGAACGUAAUUUUCAUAUAUUUUAUCAACUUUUGACUGGAGCUGAUGAAGAAACUCUUAACAAACUUUCUCUCCAACGUAACUUGGACGCUUACGUUUAUUUAAGUAAUGGGACAAAAGAUUCUGUGAAUACUAUCGAUGAUAUCAAUCAGUACAAUGAAGUAAUAAAAGCUUUACAAACUAUGGAAAUAACAGAUGAAGAACAAAAUUGCUUAUUUGCCAUAGUUGCAUCCGUGUUACAUCUGGGAAACAUUGGUUUUACAGAAGAAAAUGGACUUGCAAAGAUAUUACACUUUAACUCUAUCAAUACAAUUUGUAGUUUAUUAGGUUGCAGUGUAAACAAUUUGAUCAAGGCUUUAACUCAUCGUACUAUAGAUGCACAAGGUGACAUUGUAAUCUCUCCAUUAAAUAGAGAAUUAGCAAUAUAUGCUCGAGAUGCAUUGGCAAAAGCUAUGUAUGAUAGAUUAUUUACAUGGCUCAUCAAUAGAUUAAAUAAAUCAUUACAACGACCUAUGAAUCUAAAAAAUUAUGUGGUCAUAGGAAUACUUGAUAUUUAUGGAUUUGAAAUUUUUCAAAAAAACAGUUUUGAACAAUUUUGCAUCAAUUUUUGCAAUGAAAAACUACAACAAUUAUUUAUACAACUCACUUUAAAAUCAGAGCAAGAAGAAUAUUUGAGAGAAGGUAUUACUUGGGAAAACAUUCAAUACUUUAAUAACAAAGUUAUAUGUGAUUUAAUAGAGGAAACACAUAAAGGAAUAAUAGCUUUCUUGGAUGAAGAAUGUUUACGUCCAGGGGAUCCAACAGAUAUAAGUUUUCUUGAAAAAUUAAAUAAACGUUUACAUAGCCAUCCACACUAUAUAAGUCACAUAAAAGCAGACAUUAAGACACAGAAGAUAAUGGGUCGAGAUGAAUUUCGUUUAAUACAUUAUGCUGGAGAAGUAACAUAUAAUGUACGUGGAUUCCUUGAAAAAAAUAAUGAUUUAUUAUUUAGAGAUUUACGUGAAGUAAUGUCUCAAACAAAAAAUAUAAUCACAAAGGCUACAUUUAACUUGAAAAAUGUAAUUAGUAGAAAACGACCAGAAACUGCUAUAACUCAAUUUAAGAAUAGUUUAAAUAAUCUCAUGGAAAUAUUAAUAGGCAAAGAACCUUCUUAUAUCAGAUGCAUCAAACCUAAUGAUUUCAAAUUGCCUAGUCGAUUUGACGAUAAGAUUGUAUUACAUCAAGUUAAAUAUCUCGGUUUAAUGGAAAAUUUACGAGUGAGACGUGCUGGUUUUGCUUAUAGAAAAUUAUAUGCACAAUUCUUAGAUCGUUAUAAGUCCCUCUGUCCAGAGACUUGGCCACAUUACCGUGGCCCAGCUAAAGAAGGAGUACAAGUGCUUGUCUAUUAUCUAAAAUAUGAACCUGAUGAAUAUAGAAUGGGCAAUACAAAGUUGUUUAUAAGAUUCCCUAAGACAUUAUUUGAAACAGAAGAUGCAUUUCAAAUAAAGAAACAUGAAAUUGCUACAAUAAUUCAAAAUAAAUGGAGAUCUAUACUUACUCGACGAAAAUUUUUAAAAAUAAGAGAAAAUAUAAUAGUAUUACAAAAAUAUAUUCGUAGAUGGCUUGCACAGCGUGAAGCAAAAAAAAGACGUCAAGCUGUAAUUUCUAUACGCAAAUUUAUUAAAGGGUUUAUUACAAGGAAUGGUCCACCAACUGUAGAAAAUAUGAUUUUUAAAGAAUUGGCAAAAUCACAAUGGCUUCUCAAACUUUCCAUGAAUCUUCCUGAAAGUUUUUUAAAUCCUGAAUGGCCACCAUGUCCAUCAUCUUGUCAAGAAGCUUCAAAAUAUCUAAAAGUAAUGCAUAAAAGGUGGAUGGCACGAAACUAUAGGUUAGCCUUAACACAAAAGGAAAAAACACAAUUUGAAUUAAAAGUUCUUGCUGAAAUUCUAUUUAAGAAUAAGAAAAAGUCAUAUCCAAUGAGUAUAGGUCCAAAAUUUCGAAUUAACCGGCUAAAUGAAGAACAGAAAGCAUUAAUUAAAAAUAUUACUAAUUCGAUUCUUACAACUAAUGAAAAAAUUGAGUAUAUAGCUCCAGUAAUUAAAUAUGAUCGACAUGGAUAUAAAACUCGAGAUAGAAUUUUAUUGUUAACUAAACAAGCAGUAUAUAUACUAAACAUAAAAAAAACAUUAAAACUAAAACAUCGAUUACCUUAUGAACAUAUAGAUGAACUUGUCGUUACCGGAGAAUCAGAUAAUCUUUUAAUUUUGCGAAUAUCACCUAAUCUUAAAAAAGACAAGGGGGAUCUAAUAUUAGAAGUAUCAUUUAUAAUAGAAACAGUAACAAAAAUAAUUAAUAUUACAAAUAAUCAAAAGAUGUUAAAAAUAAUUAAUGCUGAUACAACUUUUCAUAAGUUAAUAAAUGGUAAAGAAGGUGUUAUUGAAUUCAAGAUGGGAAAUGCACCAGCGAUUAUUAAAAACCAAGAAAGUGGUCAUCUCUUAGUGAUUGCUUCUCAAUAGUAUUUGGAUUAAAAGAGAUAAUAUAUAAUAUAUAUGAGUUUAUGCAUAAAUCCCUGAAUAAACCUCAUAUUUCCUAAAAUUAAAAAAUAUAUAUUAAAGACAUCUUGCGUAAUUAAUAAAUCAAAAACAAUUAUAUUUUUAAA